Molecule: messenger RNA, 2972 nt
Organism: Stylophora pistillata
Lineage: Eukaryota; Metazoa; Cnidaria; Anthozoa; Scleractinia; Pocilloporidae
Product: sodium-dependent neutral amino acid transporter B(0)AT2
Biological process (GO): nitrogen compound transport; amino acid import across plasma membrane; sodium ion transmembrane transport
Cellular component (GO): plasma membrane
Molecular function (GO): amino acid:sodium symporter activity
Source: RefSeq, a predicted model, not a curated record
CGUGCUGGCAAUGUUAGGUUUUUCUGUUGGAUUCGGAAAUGUUUGGAGAUUCCCUUACUUGUGCCAAAAGAAUGGAGGGGGAUAAUGAACGACUCCACAAAUGUUACUGAAAUGAGGUACUUAAAACCUUGUGGCCGGCAAACUUCCCUCUCUCUUUCUUCAAGGCCUCCCUGUGCCCUUCCACCCCAUUCUACCAAGAUUUUGUACACAGAGAUUUCGGUCUCCACAGAAAAUACGUGGCUGGUUUAACUAAACCACUAACUUAGUUCACCAGGACUGCCACACAAUAUAUAAACCUCCACAUUGUCUCGAAGUAACCACAAUGUUGGACUGUCCCAGCACGGUGAUGUGGUCACUUCGAUCGCAGCAGAACAAGAAAGAAAACCAGAUCUCAAACGGAAAUGUUUACUUCUUCUUCAGGUGCAUUUUUGAUUCCAUACUUCAUCAGCCUGAUCUUUCUCGGAAUUCCUCUUCUAUUCAUGGAGCUUGCCAUCGGCCAAAGCCUCCGUCAAGGUCCUAUUGGUGUAUGGAAAGCUAUUCACCCCUACUUAGGUGGUGUGGGGUUUGCUUCAGCGGUUGUGUGUGUUCUGAUCUCCAUGUACUAUAACGUGAUCAUUGGUUGGUGUUUUUAUUAUUUGUUUGCGUCGUUUCAAGACCCUCUGCCUUAUUCUUCUUGUCCUGUUGGCCCGAAUUGCACCGUAAACGAAGAGUGUAAAUUGGCAGGGCGGACGCAGUAUUACUGGUAUACGAAGACGCUUGGGGCAACAACUUCCAUUGAGGAUAUGGGUGAUUUCCAGUGGCAUCUGUGUCUUGUGCUUGUAUUAGCAUGGAUUGUUCUGCUGAUCAUUAUCAAUCGAGGAGUUCAGUCUGCUGGAAAGGCGGUUUAUGUCACUGCUACACUGCCAUAUAUUGUUCUGGCUAUAUUCUUUGUAAGAGCUGUCACACUAGAGGGAUCGGUUGACGGAAUCAAACACAUGUUUAAGCCUCAGUUUUCCAAGCUAACCAGUCCUGUGGUUUGGUUAGAAGCCGUAACUCAAGUAUUCUUUUCCAUCGGUGUUGGCUUUGGUACUUUCAUCGCCAUGGCAAGUUACAACUCAAAGCAUAACAACUGCAAACGAGACGCCAUAUUUAUAUCGUUGGCUGACAGUUUUACGGCAGUCUUUGCGGCCCUGGUGGUGUUCUCCGUCCUCGGCUUUAAGGCACACGACUCAUAUACCCAGUGUUUGACACUAUAUGGUGGGGUCAACAAUACUAAACUGCCCGCUGAAGUGACGCUUGAGAAACAAUGUCAUAAUCUGGAACACUGGCUAUCUAAGACUUUUAAAGGUUCUGGCCUCACUUUCAUUGCCUUUACUGAAGCGAUACUGUUGAUGCCGGCUUCACCGCUAUGGUCUGUUCUUUUCUUCGCCUUGUUGUUGUCUCUUGGUCUUGGUAGCAUGUUCGGUAUACUAGAGGGCGUGCUUAACCCGCUACACCAACAGAAGGUACUGCCCCUGCGUAAGGAAAUACUAACAGGUCUUACAUGCCUUAUUUGUCUGGUUGUUGGACUGCUAUUCUGUCAGACGUCUGGGGAGUACUGGCUGCAGAUGUUUGACAGUUUUACUGGAACACUUCCGCUUCUGUUCAUCUGUUUCUUCGAACUUAUUGGAGUUGCAUGGGUGUACGGUACUAAGAGGUUUUCUGACGAUUUAGCGUACAUGCUCCCCGAUAGACCCGGAUGGUUCUGGAUGAUAAUGUGGAGAUUUAUGUCUCCUGUGAUAGUCUUGGUGAUCUUUGUCAGCAGUAUAGUUAACAUGGCAAUGAAGCCAGCCACGUACUUUGUUUGGAGACCAAAUAAGGCGGAAGUGGAGAGCGUUCAGUACCCCUUCUGGUGUUACCCCAUCAUUGCUUUCCUCAUCUGCGCAUCCUGUCUCUGCAUACCUGUGGUCUUCCUUGUAAAAUCAUGUCAACGUCUUAUCGCCAAGAGGAGAGGAUAAAAACCCACAAUCACGUGUUUGUUAUGGGUUCACUAACACACUAAUGACUAAUCUCCACAACCGAUUCAUCCUUGUCUCUACCAUUAAAAAGUUAAUUUGAUAUCGUGACAUUAACUGCACAUCUGAGAUUCUGUAGACGUUUAAAACAUGUGGCUCUUUAAAUGUACUAAACAUUCUGCUACGAAGACCGCAAUUUUUAAUCUCGCGUGGCAACCCGGCCGCCCGGUUUUGAUUUGUCAUUCCUACUCCCAAAUUUCCAUUCCUGGCAGUCGUUUCGGAAAAUUAGGAGUAACCAGAAAUAAAUAGCCCCUGGAGCUGCACAAAAGGCACUGUAGACUCAAAGCAGCAGUUCUCUUUGAAUGGUUGAGGUUAGCGUGUGCGGCCAGUUACCGAGCUAUUAGUAAAACGGCGGCGUCCAUGGUCAGAUUUUCAACACAUUUGAAAAAAAGUUCAGGAGAAAUUAUAACGUGGUUAGCGGUAAAGUUUGGAUAUACUUUGCUCUGGCGGAAAUAGAAACUGCGCGUUAUGUCCCGAGAGCAUUCAGUUUUCCUUACAAGGGCAUGAGAAGCCCGUUUAUCUCAGCGCAGGCUUUAUUAUUGGAGUUGUAUAGCAGAGUAAAGUCAAAGUAGUUUCACUGUUUAUCAUGUGGUUCGUAUUUUUUCUUGAUUAAAACUUUUCGUUCUGUCUCGAACUUAUCGUAAAGAGUAUCAUUGUAAAUUUAGAUUUAAUCAUCGGCUACAAGGGCGGAAAUGAGUCUCUCUGUGCAUUUGCUUUUCUCCUUACCCUGUUACGAUACUGAAAGACGCACUUUUCAAAUGACAGCUUCCACUGAUUAUACUUUUUCUUAAUAGAAAGUAUUAGUCGAGAAGCCUUUUACUUAAUUUGACACCUUUAUUGCACUUUUUAAUACCGUUUGUCUGAGGCUGUACAGUUAGUUACAUUUGUAUUCGUAUUAUGGUUAUUAUAUAAUGUCAAUUAAAUCCUCUUUAGUCUGUA